AAACAACUGAACACACACACACACUAUCUACCUAAUAUUUAGUGUGAGAAACAGGUAGUGUGAGUUGAGGUUGAAGCAGGCAGUCAUGAGAACCAUCACGUCCAUCAGUUUCUCAGCAGUUCUUGGUCUGUCAGCGCUGUGGCUGAUGGAGAACUCGCUGGCUGUUAACAUCACUGGAUCCGUGGGAAGCAACAUAUCAGUCUCCUGCAGCUAUCCUGAAACCUACCAGAACAACAGCAAGUACUUCUGCCAGAUGAACGGCUCGUUUGCUCCAGGAGCUCUUCAGUGUGUUCACAUCAGUCAACCAGAGACGAGGUCUGAACGAGGGAGACUGGCUCUUCUGGACGACACCAGCGCUCAUGUUCUUACAGCAAACAUCUCUACACUGGCUCCAGAAGACUCAGGAAAGUACCUGUGUGGAGUAGAUAUCACUCUGCUGCCGGAUUUCACCUCUGAGAUCUGGAUAACAGUCCCCAUAGAACCUCCACACGAGGAAACCACAGACCUGUUCACGGAAGAGCUUCCUGAGUCUUACUCGAGGUUCAUGAUGAUGGUGGCUUUGAUGUGUGUUGGCGCCCUGUUUUUCGUGUGUUUGUUCGGUCUGUUUCAAGUCCUCAAGCACAACAGCCGGCGUAAUUCAGGUUUUGUUCUCCACUGCACCAGGACUAUAUCAAACCCAGUGGUGGAUGGCCACCAGAGAACAAACCGUGACCUUCCAGAGUUACCCAAAGUUCAAGGUGAAAAAGAGGAACUUAAUAGACCCACAGUCCCAGAUGAUACAAACGCAGAACCUUCAGACUACAUUGAUGUUGUUUCAGCACAAACGACAGAUCAGAUCUACACAGAACUGGACAGCAAUAGACAGAGUAAAGUGUAUCAGAGUCUCACAGUUGAUUCUGUUCAAGAGUCGAUCUAUCACACUCUUGAUAAGACUAAGACUGAACACAGAAUCCAAAGCCAAUCAGAAUCCUAGUUUCCUCUGAACUUUAUAUGCUGCUUUCACAAAAACAAUUUAGGAUGGUAUUUUACAUAUUCAAUAAAUACAGAAAUCAUGCUCAUAUGUCUCAGAUAUAGAUUUGUGAAGAAAAGACUGCCUAACUAAAGUUAUAACUCUUACU
Messenger RNA from Carassius auratus (goldfish), 1118 nucleotides. RefSeq lists its product as uncharacterized. Gene Ontology annotation, molecular function: transmembrane signaling receptor activity. The record is from RefSeq and is a predicted model, not a curated record. The transcript has 6 exons. The coding region runs from base 86 to 973 and encodes 295 amino acids. Gene Ontology annotation, cellular component: plasma membrane. Lineage: Eukaryota; Metazoa; Chordata; Actinopteri; Cypriniformes; Cyprinidae.